GUGCUGAAGUAGGCGUUUGAUGACUACUGCCUGGAUGAUUGGGCCUGAAUGGAGUGCGUUAGUUCAGAUGGAGUUUCAACCACAGCGAACAUGUAGGAUUGCGUAACCCCCCAGCAGAAGUAACUAACGUGAUGUAUGUGACCACCUUCCUGCGUUAUAUUAGGCUUGGUGGUAGAUGUGUUUCUGCUCGUGUCCUUCAGAGGAGGAAUCUCUCAGGAGCAGACGCCAUUAAUGCUCUGCGGCCCUUUUACUUUGCAGUGCACCCCGAUUUCUUUGGCCAGCAUCCGAGAGAGAGAGAGGUGAAUGAAAACUCCCUCAAAAGGCUCAAUGGUUAUCUGGAAAAUCUUCAAAAGCCUGGCGAGAGAUUUCCAAAACCUACAAACUUCACUUUUUAUGUCAGGGACACAAAAGAAAAAACAGACCUCAAUGGUAGUUUGAUAGUUUCAGGUUUCCGGUCUGUGAGUUUCACUCUACAGUCUAAGGAUGUUCUAAGCACAGUGCUGGAUGUUCUAAGAUCGUGUAGUCUUUCAGUUGAGCAUAUGCAGGAUGUGCUCAAGCAUGAGACCACGAAGAGCUCAACACAACAGCCUGGAACAGCUUUCUAUCGGCCCAUCAAAUGGGACAAGACGUAUUAUACUUUCACUGGAUUCAGGGACCCAGAACAGGAGCUGGAGCAGGCCAGAAGAGUGGAGCCCACGCUCAGUUUAUGGCUGAGAAAAAAUGAGCCAGAGGCCACAAAGAAACAGAAUGCCAGUCUACCACAUCGUGAGGAGCUGAAAAGACUGAAAAGGGAGCUGAUUCAGAAACUCGGUUUAUUGAAUAUAAGAUGGCAGCGCAAAUGGGGAGUUGCACACAAAUGCAGUCAGCUGCAGAGUCUGAGUCGCCUCUCCACACAAAGCCCCGAGGCUCUGCUCAACCUGAGAGGGCACAUAAUCAUUUUUACUGACCAAUCAGGGAUGAAUGCCUCUGGGCAUGUGAUGUUGGGAACAACAGAUGUCCAUCAUCAAUGGACAAAGCUCUUUGAAAGAUUACCAAGUUACCGAAGCCUGUUUGAGCAGUCGGCCGCACUGAAGGAGCGCAUCAGUCACCUGUUGGGAGGGAUUCAGGUGGUCCACAUGGAGCGGUUGGGUCCAGGUCUGACUCUGGAGGAGCACUACAAUACCCUCAGCAGCUUUCUCAGAAGGGUGUCACCUCAGCGUCUCUCCCUGCACCCCCGCAGCCUGCAGGGCCUCUUGAUGACCUUGGAAAAUGACCGCUCCACCCCCUGCCUGCAUGAGAUGGGCCACUUCAUCAUCCCCACCAUGUGUGACACCCUCCAGCUGCAGAACUUCCUCCAGAGUCAGGCUCAUGAGGCACGCAGACGCAUGCUGAGCAAAGACAAGUUGGAGGCGGAGGAAGAAGACAUCAUUUCCAGCUGUCUGGAGGAUUUGUGUCUGCGCAGCCUGUCGAAAGAGCCCAGCGUGUCCAGCAAUCAGAUGAUCCCCUGCUGCCGGCGUCUGAUGGAGGAACGAUCUCCUCAAAUGCAAGGUCUUCAUCUGUGUGUGUCGCAUUUCUAUUCAGUCAUGCAGGACGGGGAUCUGUGUAUUCCCUGGGACUGGAAAGGCUGAAACAUAUCAAUGAGCUUUAUAUCGGAUUACUUUACCUUCCAGGUUCAUGUAGUCCUAUUAAAAAUAAUAGAUGCUGGCCUAAUGUUUAGGCAUAAUCAUAAAUGCACUUUUGGAUGUAAAGUACUACCAUAAAGUGUUGCGGUUUUCAGGCAGUAGGGCACUGUGAUGUUAUGUAACUUAGCACUGAAUAGGUUUUGAAAAUUUGCAAAAGCUAAUCACACACAUCAAUAUUAACAUAAUCCCUUUUGAGUUUUUUAGUUCACCCCAAAUUAAAAAUUAAGUCACUAUCUACUCACCCUCAAGUGCUUCCAAACCUUUAUGUCUUUUCCAAAGAAUAUAUGUUGAACACAUAUUUAGAAAUAUGUGUUAAAAAUGAAUAACUAUUGACUUUCAUAGCAGGAAGAACAAAUACUAUGAAAGUUGGUGGUUACCGGUUUUCAACAUUUUUCAAAAUAGCUUAUUUUGUGUUCGACAGAAGAAAGGCACUCAAACUGGAUUGGAACAAGUAAAGGAUGAGUAAAUGAUACAGAAAUGUCCGUUUUUUUAGAAAACCUAUCGCUUUAAGUAUUCCAAAAGCAGCUUUUGGAAAUGCUAAUGUUCGUUUUCAAGAUAAAGCAGAAUAACAAUAAAGAAAAUGCGACAGAUCACUCACAAUUCUGACUUUUUACUGUUCUGGCUGAUGUAAAUGAGCAGUUCUGAGAAGACAAAUCUGAAUUGUGAGAAUUAAAAAGUAACAAUUACAUUUGUUUAUGUUUGGCAGAGAAAACCUCUUUUUUUCUAUCAAUCAUCAUUCUGAUUUUUUUUAUCUCGCAAAAAUUAUUUGUCACCAUCUACUCAUCCUCAAGUGCUUUUAAACCUUUGUCUUUUCAAAAGAAAUGUAUUUUGAACACAUAUUCAGAAACGUGUUAAAAUAGUAGGAAGAACAAAUACUAUGAAAGUCAAUGGUUACCGGUUUUCAACAUUUUUCGAAAUAGCUUCUUUCGAGUUCGACAGAAGUAAGAAACUCAAACUGGUUUGGAACAAGGAGGAGUAAAUGAUGACAGAAAGUACCGUUUUUUUUUGUGCAAACUAUCGCUUUAAGUAUUUCAAAAACAGCUUUUGGAAAUGCUGAUAAUUACGGAAGUUCAUUUUCCUGAUAAAGCAGAAAAUGUGACAGGGCUGGUCAACUGAACCACGCCUGGGCCCGAUUCAGAGCACUCACACUUGUCAAACGAACCAGGAAAAGGGGGUCAGCCGUGCCUGAGCACGAUUCGGAUAGCCUAGUCUGAGUACACCCUAACUCUCAAAAGAUAAACGCAUUUCUAACGGAAACACUGCCAAAAUCUAAAAUGCACAGUCAAAAUAAUUUAUUCUGCGCAUCUACAGAAAUAAGUCAAAAACAUUCACUGAAAAUCUGAAGUGUUCUCUUCUGUGUAUUUUCAAUCCUGAAUGCUGUAAUGGUGUCUGUCCUGAGACGUACAGUAUAUCCGUGUUGUUUGCUGCGAUAUUAUUUUAAAAGUUCAUAACGGGACAUCUGUACGGACAAUCAAUAAUGAACUAUGUAAAAACAUGGUUUAAACCAUGGUUCUAGCUUGAAUUAUCACCAUAGUCAUUUUCUACCUGUUUGCUUUAGCAUGUUUAAUGUUGGACAAUUCUGUGAAUUAUCCACUGUAAUUAACAUCAAUAAAUAUUAUAAUUCAGAUGUGUAAUAUACUAAUGUCUGUAGAACAUUUUCUUAUCAUAUUGAUUAGAGCAAGGUUCAUACGGUCAAGGAAAAAUGGAAUGUUGACAUGGCAUUAUUCAGGCCAGGAAAAGUCAUGGAGAACCGAUAUUUGUAUGCCUAAAUAUAGGUAAGUUGUCUUUACUUUCUGUCCUUGGCCAAUCACACACUCUCACAUUAUUAGUGCGGUGUAAGCAUUAUCUAAGUCAGUUUUACAUCUAUAUAAAUUGAAACUAAAUCGAUUGUUGCGUGUUUUACGAUAUGCUGUAAUAAAUUUGAACAUGCAUUGUUUUUAUUUUAUCACGUGUAUGUAGACUUUGAAUGAAACAUUAGGUCAUGAAAAUGGACUUGAAUGUCUUGGAAAAAUCAUGGAAAAGUCAUGGAAUUUUAGUAGUAAGAAUGUAUGAACCCUGUUAGAGUAAAAUUAAGUU
This is a messenger RNA of Danio aesculapii, 3737 nucleotides long. It is a transcript of the gene tcaim, whose product is annotated as T cell activation inhibitor, mitochondrial. Gene Ontology annotation, cellular component: mitochondrion. Bases 132 to 1607 code for a protein of 491 amino acids. The record is from RefSeq and is a predicted model, not a curated record. The transcript is spliced from 11 exons. NCBI's taxonomy places the organism in Eukaryota, Metazoa, Chordata, Actinopteri, Cypriniformes, Danionidae.